AUGUCUAUCAGCAUUCCAACUUCUCCUAUCACACCUCCAAUGGCAAAUGUAGGUGAUCGUAUGAUCACCUUGGAACUAAAGGACGGGACAACUCUACAGGGUUACUCUUUCGGUGCCGAAACAACCACAGCUGGUGAAUUGGUUUUCCAAACCGGUAUGGUCGGCUACCCUGAAUCCAUCACUGAUCCUUCUUAUGAAGGUCAAAUUUUGGUUAUUACCUAUCCGUUGGUUGGUAACUAUGGUGUUCCAGACCGUAAACUAAUGGAUGAAUAUGUCGAAUCAUUGCCACGUUACUUUGAAUCGAACAGAAUUCACAUUGCUGGUUUGGUUGUAGCUCACUACACCGAAGAAUAUUCGCACUGGUUAGCCGAAUCUUCUUUAAGUAAGUGGUUAAAGGAAAGCAACAUUCCUGCCGUUUAUGGUAUUGACACAAGAAGUUUGACAAAACACUUAAGAGAAUGUGGUUCCAUGUUGGGUAGAUUCGCUUUACAAAAGGAAAACUCUUCCUUUGAAGUUGCUAACUCAGCCGAAUGGAUCUCUCACUUUGAUAUCCCAGAAUGGUCUGAUCCUAACGUCCAAAAUUUAGUCGAGAAGGUGUCUUUGAAAGAACCAAAGCUAUUUGUCCCAAACCAUCCAGAUAUAGACCCAGUUACUGGCCCAGAUGGUAAGACUCUAAGAAUUGUUGCUGUUGAUGUCGGUAUGAAGUACAACCAAAUCCGUUGUUUCGUGAAGCGCGGUGUUGAAUUGCUGGUUGUACCAUGGAAUUACGAUUUCACUAACGAGCAAUACGAUGGUUUGUUCAUUUCAAACGGUCCAGGUAACCCUGCCAUCCUAGAAGAGGUCUCUGCAAGAUUAAGCACUGUUCUUGAAGCAAAGAAGACCCCUGUCUUUGGUAUUUGUUUGGGUCAUCAAUUGCUUGCCCGUGCUUCUGGUGCAUCUACUCUCAAGAUGAAGUUCGGUAACAGAGGUCACAAUAUCCCAUGUACCUCUACUAUAUCUGGUAGAUGUUAUAUUACUUCCCAGAACCAUGGUUUCGCUGUUGAUGAAAGCACCUUAUCUAAUGGCUGGAAGCCUUUGUUCACAAACGCCAAUGAUGGUUCUAACGAAGGUAUCUACCACUCAGAAUUACCAUACUUCUCUGUUCAAUUCCACCCAGAGUCUACUCCAGGUCCAAGAGACACAGAAUUCUUAUUCGAUGUUUUCAUUCAAUCUGUUUUGGAAUUCAAGCAAACUGGUGUUUUGAAGCAAGUCGAAUUCCCAGGUGGAAAGAUUGAAGAUAAUUUGGCCGCUCAUCCAAGAGAAGACGUCAAGAAGGUUCUUGUCUUGGGUUCUGGUGGUCUUUCUAUCGGUCAAGCUGGUGAAUUCGAUUACUCAGGUUCUCAAGCCAUCAAGGCUUUGAAGGAAGAAGGUAUCUACACUAUUUUGAUCAACCCUAACAUUGCUACCAUCCAAACAUCUAAGGGUUUAGCUGAUAAGGUCUACUUCUUACCAGUUACUGCUGAAUUUGUUAGAAAGGUCAUUUUACAUGAACGCCCUGAUGCUAUCUACGUCACUUUCGGUGGUCAAACUGCUUUGUCCGUUGGUAUUGAAAUGAAGGACGAAUUUGAAACUUUGGGUGUCAAGGUUCUAGGUACUCCUAUCGAAACCGUUAUCACCACAGAAGAUCGUGAGCUUUUCGCCAAUGCUAUGGAUGAAAUUAAUGAGAAGUGCGCAAAGUCUAAAGCCGCCUCUACUGUUGAAGAAGCUGUCGAAGCCGUUAAGGAUAUCGGAUAUCCAGUUAUUGUCCGUGCAGCUUAUGCUUUAGGUGGUUUAGGAUCUGGUUUCGCUAAGAAUGACCAAGAAUUGAUUGAAUUAUGUAACGUUGCAUUUGCUUCCUCUCCUCAAGUUCUAGUCGAGAAAUCUAUGAAGGGUUGGAAAGAAAUUGAAUACGAAGUUGUUCGUGAUGCAUUCGACAACUGUAUUACCGUCUGUAACAUGGAAAACUUCGACCCUCUUGGUAUCCAUACUGGUGACUCCAUUGUUGUUGCCCCAUCCCAAACUUUAUCCGAUGAAGACUACAAUAUGUUGAGAACCACCGCGGUUAAUGUUAUUAGACACUUGGGUGUUGUUGGUGAGUGUAACAUUCAAUAUGCUUUGAAUCCAACCUCUAAAGAAUAUUGUAUCAUCGAAGUCAAUGCUCGUCUAUCUCGUUCUUCUGCUCUUGCAUCAAAGGCUACUGGUUAUCCUUUGGCUUAUACCGCAGCAAAAUUAGGUUUGAACAUUCCUUUGAAUGAAGUGAAGAAUUCUGUCACUCGUUCAACUUGUGCUUGCUUUGAACCUUCCUUAGAUUACUGUGUCGUAAAAAUGCCAAGAUGGGAUUUGAAGAAGUUUACUCGUGUUUCAACUCUGUUGUCCUCUUCAAUGAAAUCUGUUGGUGAAGUUAUGAGUAUUGGUAGAACCUUCGAGGAAGCCAUUCAAAAAGCUAUUAGAUCAACGGAAUAUGCAAACUUAGGUUUCAAUGAAACAGAUCUAGAGAUUGACAUCGAUUACGAAUUGAGCAACCCAUCUGAUAUGAGAAUAUUUGCUAUUGCCAAUGCUUUCUCCAAAUUAGGCUACACUGUUGAUCAAGUUUGGGAAAAGACUAACAUUGACAAGUGGUUCUUGAACAAAUUGUAUGAUCUAAUUAAGUUUGCUGAUAAGAUCAAGUCAUUUGGAUCGAAGGAAAACCUACCAGUUCUAGUUUUGAAACAGGCAAAGCAAUUAGGCUUUGAGGACAGACAGAUCGCCAAGUUCUUGAAUUCUAAUGAAGUUGCAAUCCGUCGUUUGAGGAAAGAAUAUGGCAUUAUUCCAUUUGUCAAACAAAUUGAUACAGUUGCUGCUGAAUUCCCAGCUUUCACCAACUACUUAUACUUAACAUACAAUGCUGCAUCUCACGAUCUAGACUUCAAUGACCAUGGUGUCAUGGUUCUAGGUUCUGGUGUUUACCGUAUUGGUUCCUCUGUUGAAUUUGAUUGGUGUGCUGUCACAGCUGUCAGAACUCUGCGUAAGAACAAUGUCAAAACAAUCAUGGUUAAUUAUAACCCAGAAACAGUCUCUACAGACUAUGACGAAGCCGACAGAUUAUAUUUCGAAACAAUCAACUUAGAAAGAAUUAUGGAUAUCUAUGAAUUGGAAAACUCUGCAGGUGUUGUUGUAUCUAUGGGUGGUCAAACCUCUAACAACAUUGCAAUGUCGCUACAUCGUGAGAACGUUAAGAUUUUGGGUACCUCUCCUGAAAUGAUUGAUUCAGCUGAAAAUCGUUACAAGUUCUCUCGUAUGUUGGAUCAAAUCGGUGUCGAUCAACCCGCUUGGAAGGAAUUGACCUCAAUUGAAGAGGCUGAAGACUUUGCUGAAAAGGUUAGCUACCCUGUCUUAGUGAGACCUUCUUAUGUUUUGUCAGGUGCUGCGAUGAACACUGUCUACUCUAGGGACGAUUUGGAAUCUUACUUGAAUCAAGCAGUUGAAGUUUCUCGUGACUACCCUGUUGUCAUUACUAAGUAUAUUGAAAAUGCUAAGGAAAUCGAAAUGGAUGCAGUUGCAUUGGAUGGUGAAUUGAUUAUGCACGUUGUUUCCGAGCAUGUGGAAAAUGCAGGUGUGCAUUCUGGUGAUGCAACAUUGAUUGUUCCACCUCAAGAUUUAGACCCAGAAACUGUUCGUAGAAUCGUGGAGGCAACUGCUAAGAUUGGUAGAGCAUUACAAAUUACUGGUCCUUACAACAUCCAAUUUAUUGCAAAGAACAACGAGAUUAAGGUCAUUGAAUGUAAUGUUAGAGCUUCUCGUUCUUUCCCAUUCAUUUCCAAGGUUGUUGGUGUUAACUUGAUUGAAAUGGCUACUAAGGCUAUCAUGGGCUUACCAGUCACACCUUACCCUGUCGAAAAACUUCCAGAAGAUUAUGUCGCAAUUAAAGUUCCACAAUUCUCUUUCCCACGUUUAGCAGGUGCUGAUCCUGUUUUGGGUGUUGAAAUGGCUUCUACUGGUGAAGUUGCUACCUUUGGUCAUUCUAAAUAUGAAGCUUACUUGAAGUCUCUAUUGGCAACUGGAUUCAAAUUACCUAAGAAGAACAUCCUUCUAUCUAUUGGUUCUUACAAAGAAAAGCAAGAAUUACUACCAUGUGUCAAGAAAUUGUACAACAUGGGUUAUAAGCUAUUUGCUACUGCGGGUACUGCCGAUUUCAUUUCUGAACAUGGUAUUCCUGUGCAAUAUUUGGAAGUGUUGAAUGAAGAAAAUGAAGAAAAGUCCGAGUACUCCUUGACUCAACAUUUGGCUAAUAACAAAAUUGAUCUAUACAUCAACUUACCAUCUGCAAACAGAUUCCGCCGUCCAGCUUCUUAUGUUUCAAAGGGUUACAGAACUCGUCGUAUGGCCGUUGAUUUCUCCGUUCCUCUAGUGACGAACGUCAAGUGUGCGAAGUUAUUGAUCGAAGCCUUAUCUAGAAACUUAUCUUUGGAUGUGUCAGAACGUGAUGCUCAAACUUCUCACAGAACCGUUACUAUUCCAGGUUUAAUUAAUAUCGCUGCUUAUGUUCCAAACAUUUCCAAUGUUUUGUUAGGCCCAGAUGAACUAAAGGAAGUGACUCGUCUAUCUGUUGAGUCUGGUUUCACUUACUCUCAGAUUAUGCCAAAGUCAACUUCAGGCCCCGUGAUCACUGAUGCCGCCUCUUUGAAGGUGGCAAACUCUGUUGUCAAGGAUUCUGCUUACACCAACUUUGGAUUCACAGUAGCUGGUACUCCAAACAAUUGCAAGGAAGUCUCAAAUGUUGCCAAUGAGGCCACUUCUUUGUACUUGCCAUACCGUGAACUUACAAACAAUGUGUACGCAGCAUCAGAACAUUUGAAGCACUGGCCUUUGGACAAGCCUGUUAUUGCUGAAGCCAAAACUUCAGACCUUGCUUCCAUCAUUUUGUUAGCAUCUCUUCAAAACAGAUCUAUUCAUAUCACUGGUGUUUCAAACAAACAAGAUCUGUCUUUGAUCAUGGCUGUUAAGGAAAAGCAGUCUAAUGUCACUUGUGAUGUUAACAUCCAUUCUUUGUUUGUUUCUCAGGAUGACUACCCAGAAGCAAGAUUUUUACCAACCAAGUCUGACCAAGACUUCUUCUGGGCUAAUCUAGAUUCCAUUGAUGCUUUCUCAAUCGGUUCUCUACCAACAUCUCUCGCUGCUAUUACAGGUAACGAAAUUGUUACUGGCCUUGGUAUCAAGGAAGCAUUGCCAUUGUUGCUAUCUGCUGUUAAUGAUGGAAGACUAACAAUUGAUGACAUUGUUCUCCGUCUACACACUAACCCAGCUAAGAUCUUCAGCAUCCCUGAGCAAAACUCUGCUGUUGAAGUUGAUCUUGACUUCACCUUCAGGCACACAAAGAGAUGGUCUCCUUACCAAAAGGGUGGUUUAACUGGUGGUAUUCAACGUGUUUUAAUCAACGAUGAGACAAUUGUGCUAUCUGGUGACUUGGUUGCUACUGAGGCAAAGGGUCAACCAAUUUUACCUUCCAAGUUGGCACCAGCUACCCCUGCAGUUGCUAAGGAUAUUCCACUAGCUAAUGUUGGUACACCUCAAUUGACAUCCGCUCCAACUUCAAGAAAGAGAUUCUCUUUCUCUAAUGAAAGAAGACUUUCCAUCAAUUCCUUUGAUGGCGAUGACGAGGAAGCCAUUAUCGAUCAACCAUUGGAACAAAGAUUGAUGUCUUCCAGACCACCUAAGGAACUAUUGGCCCCAGGUGUUUUGUUCAACUUGAUUCGUACAAAGAAUCCAUUUUUGAGAAGAAAUAUUCUAUCUGUUAACCAAUUUAAGCGUUCUGAUUUCCAUGCUUUGUUUGCAGUUGCUCAAGAAUUGAGAGCUGGUGUUGAGAGAGAGGGUGUUUUGGACGUCAUGAAGGGUCGUGUCUUAACAACCUUGUUCUAUGAACCAUCCACUCGUACUUCUUCCUCUUUCAUCGCUGCUAUGGAACGUCUAGGUGGUAGAACUGUCAAUAUUAACACAUCUGCUUCCUCUGUGAAGAAGGGUGAAACUCUACAAGACACAAUCAGAACUUUGGCAUGUUACUCUGAUGCCAUUGUUCUAAGACAUCCUGAUGAAAUGUCUGCUCACAUUGCUGCUAAAUUCUCUCCUGUUCCAAUCAUCAACGGAGGUAACGGCUCUCGUGAACACCCUACUCAAGCUUUCUUAGAUCUUUUCACCAUUCGUGAAGAAUUAGGUACUGUGAAUGGUAUUACUGUCACAUUCAUGGGUGAUUUGAAAUUCGGUAGACCAGUGCACUCCUUGUGCCGUCUAUUACAACAUUACCAAGUUAGAAUUAACUUGGUUGCUCCAAAGGAAUUGAGAUUGCCAAACGCCUUGCGUAAGGAGUUGGAGAAAUCCGGCUUGCUUGGCGUUGAAAGUGAGGAAUUGACUCCAGAGAUCAUCUCUAAGUCUGAUGUUUUGUACUGUACCAGAGUUCAACAAGAGAGAUUUGAAAAUGAGGAAGAUUAUUUGAAAUUGAAGGACACUUACAUUGUUGACAACAAAAUCUUAUCUCACGCUAAGCAACAAAUGGUUAUCAUGCAUCCAUUGCCUCGUGUGAACGAAAUUAGAGAAGAAGUUGACUACGAUCACCGUGCUGCCUACUUCAGACAAAUGAGAUAUGGUCUCUUUGUCAGAAUGGCUCUAUUAGCCAUGGUUAUGGGUGUUGACAUGUAA
Messenger RNA from Kluyveromyces marxianus DMKU3-1042, 6687 nucleotides. RefSeq names its product bifunctional carbamoylphosphate synthetase/aspartate transcarbamylase (gene URA2). Gene Ontology annotation, cellular component: cytosol; cytoplasm. The coding region runs from base 1 to 6687 and encodes 2228 amino acids. The record is from RefSeq and is a predicted model, not a curated record. Gene Ontology annotation, molecular function: aspartate carbamoyltransferase activity; metal ion binding; amino acid binding. Gene Ontology annotation, biological process: 'de novo' pyrimidine nucleobase biosynthetic process; UTP biosynthetic process; L-citrulline biosynthetic process. The transcript has a single exon. Lineage: Eukaryota; Fungi; Ascomycota; Saccharomycetes; Saccharomycetales; Saccharomycetaceae.